AUGUCCUCCCCGACUGGAACAGAAGAUGAAGAUGAGGUGGAGUUUGUGUCAGUAAGUGAUUUGUAAUUUGCAGGAACAAAGGUUCAAAGGUUUCUCUACUAUGUUGUCAUUGCGUCAUUCCAUGUAAUUUCAGCAAGCCAUGACACCCACUAUCAUCUCAUAUUGUUCUGAAAUCGUUUCUGUAGUUAGAUAAGAUUAGCUAGCAUUCCUGCAACAUUAUUUUGUUUAAAUAUAAUCUCUGAGUUUAUUGAUUUCACCCAAAUUGGCCAUUUUAAUUUAUAGGAUUCAUAUAAUAUUUAAUAAAUAUAGUACCUAACAUCUGAUUUGGACCAAACGUUUUUUUCUAACAAUGAGUAAGACAUGAGGAAUCCAAAUACAUUUUUAAAAUCCACCCACGGACCCCCCACGCCAAUUCCAACCCAACAGUGCUUUCAGAAAGUAUUCACACCCCUUGACCUUUUUCACAUUUUGUUGUUACAGAUGGAAUUUAAAAACCUCUUAGAUGGGGAUCCAUAAUAAAUACAAUAACCUAAAACACAAGGCCAAAUCUACACUGGAGUUGCUUACCAAGAAGAUAGUGAAUGAAUAAUAAUGGGCAAAUGUUGCACAAUCCAAGUGCAAAAAGCUCUUAGAGACUUACCCAUAAAGACUCACAGCUGUAAUCGCUGCCAAAGGUGAUUCUAACAUGUAUUGACUCAGGGGGUUGAAUACUUAUCUAAUCAAGAGAUAUUAGUGUUUUAUUUUUCAUAAAUGUUUAACAAAUGUUAGAAUUUUUGUUCCACUUUGACAGAGUAUUUUGUUUAGAUCGUUGACAAAAAAAUGACAAUUAAAUCAAUUUUAAUCCCACUUCGUAACAACAAAAUGUGGAAAAAGUCAAGGGGUGUGAAUACUUUCUGAAGUCACUGCACAGUAUCAGUUCUCUAUGUCUGACAAGUAGUAUAGAGCUGCGGCUCGGAGUACUGUUUCUUCAUCCAAUUAGCAAUUGAAGUUGUUCGGUUCAGGUCCCAUCCUACAUCCUGAUAUUACCAGGUUCUGACCACUAGAUGGUGCUGUUCCUGCUAUUAGGUGAAUUUAUUUUUAAAGGUAUAGUUCACCCAAAUUACAAAAUGACAUUGUUUGACAGGACACAACAGUUCACCUGACACAAGACUGAAUCCAAACAUUACACUGUUAAUUUUAUGUGCAUUUGACAUUUACUGUACUUUUUGCCGCAUUUGUUGAUAGCCGUGUUCCGCAGCAAAUUUUCUUCACAAUAGACAAACAUAGGUUAAUUAUUUUCAGAACAACCCAGGGUAUGACGCCAUGUCAUCUAGUAAAUGUACAUCAAACAUAGUGAUCAUAAAUGUUGACACUGUAUAUGACAUGAGUUUUAUGAUAUGGAAAUGUGAAGUGCACAUUUGGACUCACAGGUGUUUGGCUUGCUUGUAUGACAUCAAAGUGGUAUUUAUUAUAAUCCUCAGUCUCAUCUUUCAAAAUACAUUGAGUCCUUUUAAUUUACAGAAUUUUCCUCACUCAGACAACCAAAAAUGUGCAAAAGUUGCCCAAUUAGCAGGAGGGAUGUGGGCAGCUUCUUGUCGCGUACAGUGUUCAAGUUCAGAAAGGCUGUCAGUCAAAACCCAUAUAGAGCUAUGAAGCGCAGAGCCUGAGCUCUGAUGUAAUUUAUAGCAUGUUACUGUACAGCAACUGUGUUCCAAUUUAGGUUUUAUCAGUUUUCAAAUCUGCCAUUUUCAACCCAUAUAGGGGUACGAGUGUAAAGGGCUACAAAUGUUCAUCCUAUGCAUUAGUUGAAUUGAAAUUGACCCAAAUUUGGGAUGGUUUGAGUCAGAUUAGGCCAUCUACUACAGUUCCCAUAUUCUUAUACAACUGUCCCAUAUUCUUAUACAAAAAUGUGACACUUUCAGACAGUGUCUAAGUGAGUCAACAGUGUCUUAAAGACCGUAUCAGACAGUGUCUCAUCCAUUGAACUAUCUCAUUUCAGGAGGCUCCACUCAGACCUGUACUGGAGUGUAUUGAUUUACUGAGUGAGGGCGAAGACGACGGAAGUUUACCAAUGGCAGAGACAGUGAGUGUGUCAAGUGAAAGAUAAGAAAUUAAAUCCAAACAGUAAUGACAUAUGGAAAGGUUAUUGGAAGACCAGUUAAAAAAGUAAAAUGUUAUUGUUAUGUAAGUAGUACGUUCUGUUCACCUUUUAUUAAUUUUUUGAUUGUGAAGACUGAAGAUGAGAUUGAGCGACAGAAGGCUCAGGUCACCUCCACUCUGGACAGACUGGCUCAGCAAUUGGCUGUGGAGAAAAAGGAAAGAUCAGAGAAGUGUAAAGCCUUCAAGGUAAGGACACUUCAAGCUGGUAAGACAUUCAUAUUAGCCAUUUGAAGCUUGUUGUGCAUUUGUCUUUUGUGGGUUCUAUUGUCUCUUUGCACAGUUCUUAAUAUUGGUCCUGUCUCUGCUCUCAUUAUUUCAGGAGAAGCAAAUCUCACAAAAGGCUAAUGGGCGGCAGGAGCUGGCAUUUAGUCCCAAUGGACACGCAUAUGAUGCCAAGCGCUGUGUGGACAUGUGGUUAAAGAUGCCAGGUAAUGUAUUUUUUGUACUAGAGUUCUGGACCCGUAUUUAUAAAAUGUCUCAGCGUAGAAAUGCUGAUCUAGGAUCUAAACUGAUCAGCACGCUUAUUCCGAGACAUUUAAUGAACGGCCUCAACUAGCACACAUGAAGUUUCAUUUAAUUUGUUAGAAAAGCAGCAUCUCAGUCUUACCAUUGUCUGUUCUCAGGUGUGAAACCUGGGGUCAUCAAUACAGGAGAUAGCUGGAGACGCAGACAGGUCCCCUUUCCUACCAGUAGCUCAUCCACACAUGCCUGUCCAGUGAUCAGCUGUGGUCGGGUUUAUGACAACGUGCCUCUCCUGGAAGGCCACUUGAAAAGGUUAGAUAAUAUGAGAUUUAUAUUUCUGUAACAAUUAUACAUAAUAAACAACCAACUUUUAUUUUAGUCACGAGUUGCCCUGAGAAAGCCUUUUUUUUGUGUUUGCAGGUUUGACCACUCUCCUUGUGACCCGACCAUCUACCUGAAAGGAAGCACAACUGAGCGGUUUGCCUGUGUUGCCUGUGGUCUGCAUUUUGAAACCAAAGAGGCUUGGAGGGUGCAUCAGCAGUCAAUGGUUGGUUGUGCCUGUAAAAUCAACCACUGUUGUUAGAAGAUGACAGCACUUUCAAUUGUGUUCAGUCACAUGUCAUUCAAAUGUGCUCUAUGCAAGAAUUCUGCCUGCCAAUAUUCCUAACGUAAAGGAAUCAAAUACCAUGAGGGAAAGAUUUAAUUUCUGAGUGCCGUUUGAAACUAUAAAGUAGCUUUUUACCUGCAAGUAGUCCGUCUGGCCGAUCACCUUCAAACAGUAGUGCCUUCCUGUUUCACAAUUGGAGGUUGAAAACUAAACAACGUAACAAUACUUCACAUUCCUGCAACAGCUUUUGUUAUUGGAUGGAGGAACUGGAUGUCCAUCUCUACCAAAGCAGUAGAGGGCAGUAUUUAGCUGUGAUAUACACUUGGUGGCACUAGAUACCAAUGAGGAAGAUACAUUAUUUGGGGAUUGUUGCCAUACUAUUAUGUCUCUUAAAAUUAAUACUUUAAUAUCCUUGUUUAAGUUUUCAACCACAGAUAUUGCGUACACAUUUCAAUCCAGCUAAAAAAGUAUUAACUUUUAUUGUGUGGGGAUUAUUUUAUUUUUGUUUAGCUGUCCUCCUCUCCUAAUGAAGACCAUGACCACAGUCAGACCUGCCAGUCCAUCGUCUGCUUCGCCUGCCCUGCCUGCUACCUCCUGUUCUACACCAGGGACGAGUGCCUCCAUCACAUGUCGGCUAAAAACCACUUCUCUCAGUCCAUCAUCAUGAGUGGUAAGCCUUAA
Coregonus sp. 'balchen' is the source of this 3889-nucleotide messenger RNA. The record is from the annotation of a GenBank genome assembly. Lineage: Eukaryota; Metazoa; Chordata; Actinopteri; Salmoniformes; Salmonidae.